GCUCCAUCUUAGCUGUGCCAUAGGCUGCACUAAAAAAAGGGACCAGAACGGCGCUCUCUCAGCAUCCUUUCACACAAGAGCUCCCAAAUCUGUGCCAGUGAGCAUACUCAGACAGCUCCUCAAGAAUGGCAACCCUCAACAGCACCCACUGGAAUGAGACUACUACAUCCAUUUCCCAGUAUCUGGGCUUCCAAGUGCAAAAAAUCUACCCUUUCCAUGACAACUGGAACACUGCCUGCUUUGUCAUCCUGAUCAUAUUCAUCUUCACUGUAGUUUCUCUGGUGGUGUUGGCUUUCCUGUAUGAACUGCUGGACUGCUGCUGCUGUGUGAAAAACAAGACUGUGAAGGACUUGGAGAACGAGCCCAACCCCGUCAGAGCGAUGCUGAACAGCUUCAGGAAGCGGGACACAGAGGUGGUGUAGGAAGCACUGAGCACCUGCACUUGGGGAACUUGGUUUGACACCUGGAAUGAAGCCUCCUGUAGCUUACCAACGAGCAAGUCAUGUGCUUUUUUCUUUUGGACUUAAAUAUCCACAGUGGCAAUUUUAUCUCUGGAUGUGAGCUGGAAUAAUUGGCAAAGGCUUUCCAAGUGCUUAGCAGAAAGACAAUCUACUGCAGUGUUAUGGGAGGGAGAAAGAUUGUUGUUUAUAGAUGAACUUUUGCUGUUUAUAUUGAGUGACUAGCAUAGAAUUUUGUCUACCUGACCGAACAAAUGCUGCCUAACAUGCAUACAA
Haemorhous mexicanus (house finch) is the source of this 734-nucleotide messenger RNA. RefSeq names its product small integral membrane protein 18 (gene SMIM18). The record is from RefSeq and is a predicted model, not a curated record. Bases 126 to 422 code for a protein of 98 amino acids. Lineage: Eukaryota; Metazoa; Chordata; Aves; Passeriformes; Fringillidae. The transcript is spliced from 2 exons.